CCUUAGUCCUUAGCUGGGAAUCCAAACACCCCCCUUUUUCUCUCUCCUCUCAUUCUCUCUCUCUUAAAAAGUCUUCAAAAUUUCACACAGUUUCCAUGCACCCAUCCGCAUCCGCAUCCGCCUAACAAUUCCAUUUUCAAAACACAGAAAAAAAUGCUUCCUCUCAAAUCUCUCCUCUUUCUCAAUCUCCUCCUCCUUAUUUCCCCCUCCGCCACCGCCGCCGCCUCUGCCGCCGCCAGGUUCCUCGACGAGGCCCCCGCCGUCCCUUCCACCACCGGCGACCCAACCGUCAAGUGCGCCCCAUGCGAUCAGAACCCCCCAUCUCCCCCGCCGCCGCCGAUCUACCCCUCUCCUCCCCCGCCGUCUCCUCCGCCGCCGGACGUUCUGCCCUACUACUCUCCGCCGCCACCUAAGAAGCCCAAGAACAACGACAACUGCCCCCCGCCGCCGUAUCCUCCGUCCUUCACCUACAUAACCGGCCCCCCCGGCGACUUGUACCCAAUCGACCAGGAUUAUAACGCCGCCGCCCGGACACUCACCUCCGCUGCCGCCGCCGCCGUGGUUGGGCUCGGUUUGGUUGGGCUUUUUGUGGUUUAAACGUGGGCCGGGGGUCUCGAUUGAAAUUCUCGUCAGGUAAACUAAUCUCUACGAGAUUUCUCUCUUGGGAAUUUUUUUUUUUUGUUUCUAGAAUUUAAUUUUAUGGAUAUGAAUCUGAUCAUUUCCUCUCAAAUAAUUUUGUAAUAUUGUACUAAUAUUGAAAAUUGUCCAGAAAUUUGUGAUAAGAAAAAGAAAUUUUCUGA
Momordica charantia (bitter melon) is the source of this 800-nucleotide messenger RNA. The record is from RefSeq and is a predicted model, not a curated record. NCBI's taxonomy places the organism in Eukaryota, Viridiplantae, Streptophyta, Magnoliopsida, Cucurbitales, Cucurbitaceae.